GCUCUUGUCUCAGCUCACUGCUGUGCCUCUAACCUCUUGUCUCAGCUCACUGCUGUGCCUCUAACCUCUUGUCUCAGCUCACUGCUGUGCCUCUAACCUCUUGUCUCAGCUCGCGGCUGUGCCUCUAACCUCUUGUCUCAGCUCACUGCUGUGCCUCUAACCUCUUGUCUCAGCUCACUGCUGUGCCUCUAACCUCUUGUCUCAGCUCACUGCUGUGCCUCUAACCUCUUGUCUCAGCUAACUGCUGUGCCUCUAACCUCUUGUCUCAGCUCACUGCUGUGCCUCUAACCUCUUGUCUCAGCAUCGCUCAGCUCUGAGAUGAAGACUUCAAUUAUUGUGGCCCAGGGAGCCCUGAUGGCCCUGGUGGCCCUGGUGGCCCUUGUGGCCCUCACUGCAGCACGACCAGAGGGUGUUCUUGACUUCGAGGGGGACAGUCACCAACACUCACAGAAGGGGGAGCCGGGCAACAAGGUCGAAGGCUCGUAUAGUUGGACGUCUCCCGAAGGUAUCGAGUUUUACGUCAAGUACGUUGCUGACGAAGAUGGGUACCGGGUGCUGGAGUCCAACGCCGUUCCCGUGAGUUCCUGGGGAGCCAAGGCCGAUGGCACCCAGGGGUCCUUCCAGGACUACGAGACUGAAACAUAGUCCAAGUACUGACCUUCUCAAAGACUCCAGGAUGACUACGAUGACAGGAAUGUCGCUUCACGAUGCUGUUUUGGACUCCUCCAAGACCUGGACAACUGAUAACCUAGUUGAUGACCUGGCGAUGACCUGGCGAUGACCUGGCUUUCUCGGGAGAUGUUACCCUGAUGAGGACUACUUUAGAAUCCCCCAGGACCUCAUCAAGUGAUAACCUUGCUGAUGACUUGUCUAUCACUAUCAUAACAAUGACGAGCUUUGCAACGCGUCUAUUACCAGGAACUGUUGAUAAGUGACGCCCUUGUGCAACAAUGAUUGCAGUGAUAGUAGGUAGUUAGUGACCUCGUUCGUCUGUAAACACAAUAUAUAUCUGUGGUGGUGAUAUGUAAAUCAAUAAUGAUGCAA
Cherax quadricarinatus is the source of this 1044-nucleotide messenger RNA. RefSeq names its product cuticle protein 16.8-like. The record is from RefSeq and is a predicted model, not a curated record. Gene Ontology annotation, cellular component: chitin-based extracellular matrix. Gene Ontology annotation, molecular function: structural constituent of chitin-based larval cuticle. NCBI's taxonomy places the organism in Eukaryota, Metazoa, Arthropoda, Malacostraca, Decapoda, Parastacidae.